AUGGAAAUUGCUAAUCUUCCAUUUUGGGUGUUACUGUGUUAGAUAUAUGAUUAGGUUUCAUUCUAAAGCCUUCCAUAUCUACAGAACAUAUAGUUUAGCUUCUUAGAACACGUAGCAUAAUUGAUUAGAACAUAUAGAACAAUUUACAGAACAUAUAGGUUCACUUAUUAGAACAUAUAAAUUCAAUUGUUAAAAUAUUUAUACCUAUUUAAAAAAGAACUAAUUUUGUUUCAUGUGUUGCAGGGAACCCGAAGAUCACACCAAUCAAGAAACUGAAGUUAAAAUCAAUGAAGAAAGCAUUGAUAAUGGAAACCAAGAACAAGAGCCUGAUCUCACUAAAGGACGGGAAGAGACUGUCAGGGAAACCGAAACUCAAACCAAUGCAGAAACUGAACCUAUCAUCAAUGAAGAAACCAAUGCCAAUGUAAACAAAGAACAAGAGGAAGUGAAUCAGAAGAAUGACAAAAGAAGGAAACAUAUUGCAAAAAGGAAACAAGGGAAUGAAAUUGUUGUUAGAGAUGUCAAGAAGCACAAGUCUGCAGUUGUUGUGCACUCGGGAUCAAAAGACUGUGUAGAAGUGGAUAACAAAUCAAAACCGGUGGAGAAGAAAAAGGCUAGACUUUUGGUCCAAAGAAUACCACCAAAUUGGUUCAUUGCACUUAUUCCUAAAAUUCCGAGACAACACAGAGCUGCCAUUAGGAAAAUAGGCUUUGGUGCCUUCCUUGAUUUAGAUAUUGGUGCCCAUAAGUCUGCGUUUUCUGCUGAACUUGUAACAAGCUUAGACGCCAACAGAGUUAAUUUGGUGAUGGAUAAUAAAGAAGAAAUAGAUAUUCAGUUGAAAGACAUACACCUUGUGUACGGGCUUCCAAUAGGAGGAAGGAAAAUAGUGGAACCGAAGAAGGAAGAAGAUGAAGAAUGGGUUUCAUUUCUGAGAACAUGGAGGGGAUUCUUUAACAUGGAAAGUGGAAGUCCAUACCUGUCAAAAGUAUUAGAUAGGUUGAAUGAGUUAUGUGAAAAAGACUUGUGUGAUGAAUUUUUAUGGCAUUUCGUGGUGUGUGUAGUGAAUACUUGUAUAUGCUCAACAUCAAGACCGGAAGUGGCAUACAAGUUUCUGUAUAGCUGCAUGGACAUACAGAAAAUUCAUGAAUUAGACUGGUGCCAUUACACUUUUGUAAAUAUGAAGAUAGCUGCUGAAAAAUGGAAAGGAGGAAAUGCUUAUUUCACUGGACCAUUGCCUUUCUUACUGAUUACAUAUUUUGACCGGUUGCAAAGGGAGAAGAUUGUGCAACCAAGAGAGUUCCCUCUCCUUUCAGUCUGGAACAGUGAGAGGAUAGAAGAAAGAAUGAAGAUUGAAAACAAGAGGGGCUUUGGAAAGGGGGUUGUGCUCAAAAGAAUAGCUUAUGAAGGAUUACUAGAAGAACAAGUUGAAGAACACAUAUACCAGAAAGAUCCUCACUUGCAAGCAGGCUCAUCAACUUGA
This is a messenger RNA of Spinacia oleracea (spinach), 1480 nucleotides long. RefSeq lists its product as uncharacterized. The transcript has 3 exons. The record is from RefSeq and is a predicted model, not a curated record. NCBI's taxonomy places the organism in Eukaryota, Viridiplantae, Streptophyta, Magnoliopsida, Caryophyllales, Amaranthaceae. The coding region runs from base 233 to 1480 and encodes 415 amino acids.